GCCCGACUCUAAUAAUCAUCUGCCUAAUUAGAGCCGCAUGUUCAGCAAUCCAAACUCGCCAUUCGCCCAUCCGGCAAGCUCGGUCGGCAUCAGCACCGGGUCGAUACCCAGCAUGUCCAUCAACAGCGUCUCCAGCAUGCCGGCGCAAGCGCACCCGGUAAACAUACUCUCGCGGCAAACAUACCCGGUGGCCAGCACAGAGUUCCUCCAGCGGGUAGAGGAUACCAAGGCCAAGGCCUGACAAUGACCAUCGACGGCAUCCCUCACGAAAACGCCAAAUCACGCGUCGAAACGCAGAUUAAAAUAACCCUGCGACUGACAACCGACGACAACAACGAGCGCGCCACCUGCUGGUCGCACCUGUCGCUUCCGGAGCACCUUGUGUCGCGCGAGAAGUUCCGCCACCGCAUGCAGAAGCAUACGCCGGGGGAUGCCGGGAUGCCCUUGACGCCCCAGCACGUCGUGCACCUGGAGGCCAGCGUCAUAUGCUCGAGCGACCCAACGCGCAAAGUUGAGACGUGUCUCGGGUGCAUUCGCCGCGAGUACAAGCGGUCUUUGCGGCGGAAGGACGCGCGCCUGCGCAGCGCCGCGCCCAGCACCUGCACGACACCUGCGCAGAGCCGACCCGGGUCCCCGACCAUGGAGCCCCAGGGCCGAUUCACCGGCACAAUGGAGUCCGACUGGGACGAGGCGCGCAUCGCUAUGGAGCGGCAGAGGAUUGUUAUAUUCAACUGCAACGAUCUGCUGGACUUCUCCAAGGGCGAGGUCGUCCUGCCGACGCGCAUCACCUGCUAUUGCCGCCAUCACAACGAGAAGGUUGGCUUCUGCGUCUGCCUCAAGCUGCGUGAUAGCCAAGGCAACGAACUGGCCACGCUCAUGUCGGCGCCAAUCAUGAUCACAGACGACCACAAGUCGACCAAGUUCAAGACCGAGCGCAAGACACGCACCAAGGCUGAGUACGAGAGACAGGGUGACGGCAACGCGGCAUAUGCCAACCAUGCGCUGGCUGGCUUGGGGUCCCCCCAUGGCAGCAGCCUGCAUUUGGGCGAAGCCCCUGGGGUGUUUAAGGGCGGGAGACAAGCCCUUUCGGCACGCAAUUCGCCGACACUCCGGCCCUACAGCCACCACCAUUUGCUCGACACAUACUCGCAGUUUGCGUCGCUCGCAGGCACGCCCAGCCUUGGCAACACCCCGAUUGGGUCGCCGCUGCUGUCGGCUGCGCAUAUUAGCGGGUUUGAAUCGCCCUUCCAUCUGCCACAGUCGGUCAUGGCCGGCGGCAAUGGCACGGGAAACUAUGGCGCUGGGCCAUCGCUUUUCGGUCAUAUCGGUGGGCCGCAGGGUGCCGGCGGCAAUGCGACGGCGGCGGCGGCUGCUGCUGCAGCAGCCAUGGUGGCAAACUUCAACCAGCAGCAGGCAUUGAUGCCCAUGAGCCCGGUUUACGGCAACAUGCACGGGCACCACGCCUCAAUGAAUACGCUUAACCUGCAGCAGCAGCAGCCGCUGAGCGCCGCCAGCACCACAGUGUUUGGCGGCGACAAUGUGCCAUCAAUGCUGUCGCAUCUGUCUUCUGGUAACUGCAGCGUUAACAACGGCAACGGGGCGGAGCAGAUAGUCAUUACGCAGUUGGCGCCGGCGCAGGGCCCGCUGGCCGGCGGCACCACGGUGCUGAUCAGCGGGCGCGGCUUCCACCCAAAAAUGGCAGUGUACGUUGGCGGCUCGCAGGUGGCGCGCAUCCAGGUGUUGUCGUCGUCCAACCUCGCAUGCGUCCUGCCGCCGUCCAAGGUGCUGGGCCCAGCGGCCGUGCGCAUCCGCGACCUGACCACGAUGACCGUCUACGAGGGCAACGGCAGCAUUUCCAACCUGCAGCAGCUGGGGAUGACGCAGCCGACACAGCAAUCGGUAUUCACGUAUAUCGAGGACACGGACCAGGCGAUGUUGGAGCUGACCCUGCAGAUCAUCGGGCUCAAAUCCGGCGACAAGAGCGCGCAGUCUAGCGGAGGAUCCCCCGGGAUGGGUCCGGCUGGUGCACAGAGCAAGGGCAGUAGCCCGCAGUCAUCGCGCCUGACCAGCCCGAUACCUUCGGGCGCACACAGCGCGAGCAAGAUAAUGCAGGACCCAACAGCAAUUAACAUCCUGCGGUCUCUGCGCGCCGCCAGCGAGAGCUGCAACCUGAUGGAGAUCGAAAUAUGCCUGAUCAACCUGCUCAUGACCCUGUUCAACCGCGGGCUGGUCGAUCCCAGUCGACUGUGCCUGCGCCACGAGGCCACCGGCCGCCUACUGGUGCAUUUCGCAGCACUUCUCGGGAUGCUCAACCUGCUUUUAUUCCUGAAGAACAAGGGAAUUCCACUAGACGACACAGACAACAAUGGCAUGACAGCGAUGCACUUUGCUUGCAUGUAUGGGUCGCAAGGGCGUGCGGAUAUUGUUGAGUUUCUUUUGAAUGCUGGUGCAUCGUGUGCGAUUAAAUCGCUUUUCGGGCAGACCCCCGGUGACGUGGCGCGGUCUCUCGGGCAUAGUCAGAUUCAGCUGAUGAUUGAGGAACGCGAGGGUUAUAUGAGCUUUAUCAAGGAGGACCCGGUUGCUGAACUGCCGCUGAGGCCGAGGCUGAGGCUGCUGAGGCAGCGGCGGCGGCGGCUGUUGCGGCUGUGUCGGGAGAUAUUAUGCAGCCGUUGAGCGCAGGUGCUUCCGAUGCGUAUUCGGAUUGGACGUUUCGGCGGCGGCGGCUGCCGCUGCUGCUGCUGUUGCGGCUGUUAAUGGUAUGCAUGGCGGGGGUAUGUUUUCGCCUCAGGAGAGUAUGUUUGAUGGUGGUGGUGGUGGUGUGGUGGUGGUGGAUUGUUCGAUUCAAGCGUUUUGUUUGGUGGGGCACAGCAAGCCACUUCUGGACAGAAUGUAUCGUCCUUGUUGUCCCAUCAGCA
Kickxella alabastrina is the source of this 2915-nucleotide messenger RNA. RefSeq lists its product as uncharacterized. The record is from RefSeq and is a predicted model, not a curated record. Lineage: Eukaryota; Fungi; Kickxellomycota; Kickxellomycetes; Kickxellales; Kickxellaceae. The transcript has a single exon. Bases 244 to 2673 code for a protein of 809 amino acids. Gene Ontology annotation, molecular function: protein binding.